Molecule: messenger RNA, 520 nt
Organism: Drosophila eugracilis
Lineage: Eukaryota; Metazoa; Arthropoda; Insecta; Diptera; Drosophilidae
Product: V-type proton ATPase 16 kDa proteolipid subunit-like
Exons: 1
Coding region: 7-486 (159 amino acids)
Biological process (GO): proton transmembrane transport
Cellular component (GO): proton-transporting V-type ATPase, V0 domain
Molecular function (GO): proton-transporting ATPase activity, rotational mechanism
Source: RefSeq, a predicted model, not a curated record
UUCAAAAUGGCAACGGCUGCGGAGGAAGACCAAACACCGUCCUAUUCCAUUUUCUUGGGAUGCACUGGAGCAGCGAGCGCGAUUAUAUUCACAAGUCUUGGAGCUUCCUAUGGAACGGCCGUUUCUGGGAUUGGUAUUAGCAGAAUGGCAGCUACCAAACCGGAAUUGAUCAUGAAAGCCAUUAUUCCGGUAGUGAUGUCAGGAAUAAUUGCCAUCUACGGCUUGGUAAUCGCUGUUUUAAUAGUCGGAUCGAUUAAUGAAGACUAUACCUUGCAAAAGAGUUUUGUGCAUUUGGGCGCUGGAUUGUCCGUUGGACUCCCUGGACUAACGGCGGGGAUAGCAAUCGGUAUAGCCGGAGACGCCGGAGUACGGGGUACUGCCGAACAGCCACGCCUCUUCGUGGGCAUGAUCUUGAUACUCAUCUUUGCCGAGGUCCUGGCUCUGUACGGACUCAUCGUGGCGGUCUAUUUAUACACCAAAAUUUAAAUAAUUUUUGAUUAAAUAAUUUAAUGAUUCACAA